GUUCAGGGUUAUUGAUCAAUGUAGAAGAUGCACAAGUCUGCGAGACACAUCCGAAACUGGAUUGGGAAACAUUUGCGUGUGAUCGUACCACAGAGUGUGCUCUGCUGCUGUGACCGGGACAGAACCGUGGCACUGCUUCACAGAAAGAUGAUGAUGAAGGGGAUUGUGGUCCUGCUAUGCAUGAUCCUAACAUGCGUAGCUCAGAAGUGGAACCAGGGAAGCUCACGUCGGGACCCUAAAGCAGGUCACGCCAACGGAAAGACUUGUUCCAAUUUGACCCAGGUGCUGGACAACUGGAAAUAUGCCAUUCUAACCCAAGUGAAAGAACUGCUGAUCAAUGACCAUGUGUCUGUCCUCCCAGAAUACAACAGGAUCCGGCCUCUGUCAGAGGCCUUGGGAGACCUCUACAUGCAGUUUAACACUCUAAAAGUCGAGCUGGGGAAGCUCACCUCCAAGUUAGACUCUGUGGAGGGUUUUGUGGACGACCUCAAGGACGGCAGGUUCGCUCGGCCUCAGCGGCCCCCCAGCGUUGGUCUGAGGUUUCCACUGCGAGCUCAGAUGAGGACUCCUGACAGGGGGAUGAUCAAGGGGCCACCACUGAGAAGACGGUCACAGAUACCUUAGACCCAACAGUGCUGACGUAUAAACCAAGAGUUAAUGUUUAUAUAUUUUUAAAUGAUUAUUUUGUAUCGUUUUAUUGAGGAGUAAAAUGUGUGAAUAAGUCACGUGCUCAUGCAUUUUGUCGAAAAGAUGAUUUUUAAAUCUCCAAAAAAAUCUUGAAAAAGUCCCUUUUAACCACAAGGUGGCAGCUUAAAUCAAUAUCUCCACUGUCAGCAUGCUGCUCUCUGUGUGUUGAUAGCUGGACAUUAAGUAUCAUAAUGGCUGAAAUGGUAGUCUAGUGUUUUGAUUUAAUAUAUAUAUAUACAUACACACACAUGUGUUUAUAUACAUGUGUGUAUGUAUAUAUAUAUAUGUGUGUGUACGUAUAUACUGUAUAUAUAUAUAUAUAUACACACACACAUUAAUUAACUUUGUGUGAGCAUUUUUCAUGUUGGAGUUACUUACCCAAAUGAUGAUUAAAAACAGAUGAGUUUCAAGCUGA
Molecule: messenger RNA, 1102 nt
Organism: Pseudoliparis swirei
Lineage: Eukaryota; Metazoa; Chordata; Actinopteri; Perciformes; Liparidae
Exons: 5
Coding region: 28-624 (198 amino acids)
Source: RefSeq, a predicted model, not a curated record